AUGAAACGAAAAGGACCAACAUUUUAUCAGACUUGGCUGGAAAAGCAAAAACAAGGAGAUUGCAGCAUUAAUUUUGCAGUGUGGAUAGGAGCCAAUGACAUCAAUAAAGAAAAUUACUUCGUUUGGUCAUCUGAUAACAGUUCCUUUCUCAAUAGCACAUGGUCGCCCUCUCAGCCUAAUAACAGUGGUGAAAAUGAGGACUGCGUGGAGAUUUGGUCCUAUGACAAAUACACAAACGAUGCUCCGUGUGCAUUCCUUUCCCAUCACUUGUGUCAACUAGGAACAGCUGUCAACUUUUAUUUAGAGGAAAAUGUUUUUCAAGCAUCCACAGGUCUCCAUGGUGACUUGUGCGUAACAUCCUUGUUGCCAUCAAGUCUAUGGAGAUAUUCCUAUGACUUUGCUCGUUCCUCUGAUGCCUACAAAGUCUAUGUUUAUAUUGUUGUCAAGGCAACUGUCACUUCAGGCAGAGCUACCAAUGACACUAUACAGUGGACAUGCCAAAGUAUUGCUGGUACUGCGUUCUCAGGAUGCUUCACCUUGUUUCCCACUGACACUAACUACCUGCAUCUGCAGCUUCUCAACGAGACUGAUCCGUUUGGAGCUUAUCUUGUAGGCUAUGAUAACACUUCCUUGUUCUGUCAUCCAUUGGGUAUAGCAGACAUCAUGGAACAUAUCAAUACUAAACCUUUUCUCCAUGCGCUCUUCUUGCAACGCUUGAAAGAAAAACAAAAGAGCACGUGCGAGUCUAUGACGUCAGAAAAGCCUACUCUCGAAACCAGUAAUCUCACCACCAUCUUGUCCGUUGCUAACGACAGCAGCAUUUCCACUUUAUCUACAACUGACUCCAAUAGCGUCUUGGUCAAAUCUGCAAGUGUUGCCAUCACAACACCACAGUCAGCGACUUGGCCGAAUACUUCACCAGGUAGUACUGGACUGAGAGAGGCCAUCAUUUCCUUCCUUAAAGUUGACCACAGCGAGCUUUCGUCACACAAGAGAAAUCUCAUCUCUGCUCCAGACCCCAGAACCUCUUCUCAGAUCUGUGGAUUUAUUGGCAUUCUUCUUGUACUAUCAGUUGUUCUUUUUAUAAUCUAUCCUGAUUUGGUUUCCAUAGUUCGGAUCGUUAUAACUUUUAUAAAAUAAAAAAUUUGCUUGAAAAACUAGAAUAACCAAGUAUGUCUAAUAGAAAUGUUGGUGUCACACAUAAGGUGCAAUCAUUAACAUGGAAUUAAUUUUGUAAUUAAGUUAUACAUAUUUUAUUUUAAAUACAUUUCCCCCUACAAACCUUUUUUGAAUUUAUA
Biomphalaria glabrata is the source of this 1298-nucleotide messenger RNA. RefSeq lists its product as uncharacterized. Bases 1 to 1140 code for a protein of 379 amino acids. The record is from RefSeq and is a predicted model, not a curated record. Lineage: Eukaryota; Metazoa; Mollusca; Gastropoda; Planorbidae. The transcript is spliced from 6 exons.